This is a messenger RNA of Trypanosoma theileri, 903 nucleotides long. RefSeq lists its product as uncharacterized. Lineage: Eukaryota; Euglenozoa; Kinetoplastea; Trypanosomatida; Trypanosomatidae. Bases 1 to 903 code for a protein of 300 amino acids. The record is from RefSeq and is a predicted model, not a curated record. The transcript has a single exon.
AUGGUGAGCGACGAAAAAGCUAACGCCAUUAACCGCACAAGAUAUGGAAAACAUUCUUCGGCCUUACGGUAUGACAGCUCACUCCAUAAAGAGAGGAGCUUUGGCCCACGCCGCGGCAGCAGUGGUCGAACACCAUCUCGACCCAAGAUUAUUAACGCAGUUAGGGAAACAUGCCGAUCCCAUGGAACUCCCACGCAGCACAGUGCGUUAUCCGGGCCAUUGGGCCGCAACAAUAAACAAAUCAGCACUCCUGACAUCAUUGAUGAAAGAGAAUUGGAAAAAUGGGAAUUGCCAGAAUUUACAAGGCAACAUUUCUGCGCCCCCUUCAAAGGGCAUAAUAUUCUGCAACGAUCACACCGCACCAGGGUGGCAACGAAAGACGAAGAAGCACGAUUACCGUUACAACAAAUAAACAUAGGAACGCUGUCCACCCAUUGGAUUAGAGAACGCCUGAACAAUAGCGCCUGGGGGCGUUGGGACGAGGUGUGGAAUAUUAUGCAGAAACCCGAGUUUCACGCCAGACGGCGUGAAUCCAAUGAAAGAAUUAACAACGCCGAGGCGCAGCGUAUGAAGGAAGCAGGAAUUAUUUGUACAGCUUCAUCACGCCCAACCACAGGAUGGGUAGUACCGUUUGCGGUAGUGGGGGAAAAACCCUCCGGGCAGAGAAGGCGUUUCAUUGCUUUGCCAAGAGAGAAGAAUGACAAGGAUUAUUAUGAGGCUGAUGUUCCUCUGGGACACAUUUCCCGAUACCUGGAUGUAGUUUACGACAAAACUGUAACUUUAUUUGAUUUAAAGGCGUCAUUUUACCAGGUAGCUCUCCUAGUUAACAUACGGAGCAAGUUUCCGUUGCCGAACGGAAUAAGGAGAAUUAGUGGAGUUCACUCGCCUUCGCAUUGGUUAUAA